AUGCUACAGAUGCUGUCCAGCUCAGCCGUUUAUUUCUACAGCUAUCUCGUGUCGUCUGCACUCAACAUUCUGGCAUUAUUUGUUUUCGGCUUUUGGCUAGCGAAUGCUUUUUACGGGUUUCUCGUCUCUUUGAAUCUCAUUCUGACAACUCUGGGCCAAGGGCUAAUUCUGGUGUUUUUCCUAAGGAAACGAACUUCAAAGGCUCAGCACACAAAAGCCGCUCUCUCCAACAAUUCGGAGACAAGUUUCACCAUCCAGUCGACAGCAUUAACGACUCAAAAAACGAGGAGCCGAGCCACAAAUUCCACAAUCACUACACGACGAUAC
Molecule: messenger RNA, 327 nt
Organism: Mesorhabditis belari
Lineage: Eukaryota; Metazoa; Nematoda; Chromadorea; Rhabditida; Rhabditidae
Source: the annotation of a GenBank genome assembly